AUGCCAUCUUAUCAAGAAUAGAGUUUAUAAUAGAGUAAAAAAAUAAGGAAAGAUGAUUUUAUGAAAAGAUAAAAGGAGGAUGUUAAAAGUUAAGAAGCAUUUUUCACAAGAGAAGAUGAAAUUUCAGAAAUUAAUGAAUAAGGAGAAAAUGAGAAAAAUGGUCUAAAUUCUAGCGUUAAGAAAAAUUUUAUAGAAGAAUAUGGAUUUGAAAUAGAUAACUAAUUUGAUUUCAAGAAAGAUAAAAUAAAGCCUAAUGAUGGCUAUGUUUAGAUGAUACCUAAUGAACAAAAUGGCAGGUUGAUGAAUUGCUGGUUUGUGGAAUGGCAUCAUCAAAAGAGAUAAAUUUGA
Stylonychia lemnae is the source of this 348-nucleotide messenger RNA. The record is from the annotation of a GenBank genome assembly. Lineage: Eukaryota; Ciliophora; Spirotrichea; Sporadotrichida; Oxytrichidae.